Messenger RNA from Gymnogyps californianus (California condor), 3270 nucleotides. It is a transcript of the gene SLC4A9, whose product is annotated as solute carrier family 4 member 9. Gene Ontology annotation, biological process: monoatomic anion transport; bicarbonate transport; regulation of intracellular pH. The record is from RefSeq and is a predicted model, not a curated record. Gene Ontology annotation, cellular component: plasma membrane; basolateral plasma membrane. NCBI's taxonomy places the organism in Eukaryota, Metazoa, Chordata, Aves, Accipitriformes, Cathartidae. The transcript is spliced from 21 exons. The coding region runs from base 1 to 3270 and encodes 1089 amino acids. Gene Ontology annotation, molecular function: monoatomic anion transmembrane transporter activity; solute:inorganic anion antiporter activity; sodium:bicarbonate symporter activity.
AUGCGAGCCCACAUGUCCGGGGUGGCUGGCACGGCUCUCCGGGCGGCAGACGCCAGCUCACUGCCCAGACCAGAGAGGAGCAACCCUGAAGCUCCCUACCAGGCUUUCGGCUGCAGCAUCUUCCCCUCCAGCAUGGCCCCAGUGGCCGAGCGAGCUGGUGCUGCCCUGCAGCAGGAGGAUUGGGGGGACACGACCUGCCCGCUGCUCUUCAUCCAGCUCAACCAGCUCCUCAGCACCCCGGCAGGGCUGGAGUGGAGAGAGACAGCCAGGUGGAUAAAGUUCGAGGAGAAGGUGGAGCAUGGCGGGGAGCGCUGGAGCGCACCCCACGUCCCAGCCCUCCCCCUGCACAGCCUCUUCCAGCUGAGGACGUGCCUGCAGAAGGGGACGAUGCUCCUGGAUCUGGAUGCCCCCAGUUUCAAGGAAAUAAUCGACAAGGUGCUUUCUGGGCAGCCCGAGGAAGCAGAGCUGCAGCCUGAGCUGAGGGAGCGCCUGGCAGCCCUCCUGCUCCGCCAGCCGCGGCACCAGCCCACCAAAUCCCUGCUGUGGCUCCUCGCUGAGCUCGGUCUCUCUCCCUGCCGAGGCAAGGCCAAAAGCUGGUCUGAGCCCGGAGCCCAGCUCUCUGAAACGCCUCUUAAGGAGCAGCUGAGAAACCGAUUUAAGAAGAAGGUCCCACCAGGGGCCGAAGCAGCCCACAUUGCCGUCGGUGAAGUUGAAUUCCUGGAGAAGCCCUUCACUGCCUUCAUCCGCCUCAGGCGAGGGGUGGCCCUCGGCUCACUGGCCGAAGUUGCUCUCCCCAGCAGGUUCCUCUUCAUUCUGCUGGGUCCCCGAGCCAAAGUGAAAGCCUACCACGAGGUUGGCAGGGCCAUGGCCACGCUGCUAACGGAUGAGCUCUUCCAAAGGGUUGCCCGGCAGGCUGAGCAUCGAGACGACCUCAUCGCAGGGAUGGAGGUGUUCCUAGAUGAGCUGACUGUGCUGCCUCCAGGGAAAUGGGACCCCAGUGCCCGAAUUCCUCCGACAAGCUGUCUGCCAUCUCCGCACAGGAGGACCGCCAUGCACCCACCGGAUCGGCAGUCCCAUGGCAAUGGGGACAUGGCAGCAGCUGGGGACAGAGCCGGCCUGGGGCACCUGCGCUCCAGGGAGGAGCUGGAGAGGACGGGCAGGCUUUUCGGGGGGCUGCUGCGAGACAUCCGGAGGAAGGCGCCGUGGUACGGCAGCGACUUCUCUGACGCCCUGCACCCCCAGUGCCUCUCGGCAGUGCUCUACAUCUACCUGGCGACAGUCACCAACGCCAUCACCUUCGGGGGCAUGCUGGGGGAUGCGACCACGAACAUGCAGGGGGUGCUGGAGAGCUUCCUGGGCACGGCCUUUGCUGGCUCCAUCUUCUGCCUCUUUUCCGGCCAGCCCCUGACCAUCCUGAGCAGCACCGGCCCUGUGCUCGUCUUCGAGCGCCUCCUCUUCUCCUUCAGCCAGGACCACAGCCUGGACUACCUGGAGUUUCGCCUCUGGAUUGGGCUCUGGGUGGCCUUUUUUGGCGUGGUCUUGGUGGCCACCGAGGCCAGCCACCUGGUGCGGUACUUCACUCGCUUCACCGAGGAAGGCUUCUGCGCCCUCAUCAGCUUGAUAUUCAUCUAUGACUCCCUGAAGAAGAUGCUGAGCCUGGCGAAUGCCUUCCCCAUCAACUGGCAGUACCGGCUGGACGACGUCACCUCCUACAGCUGCGUCUGCAACUUGUCCAGCCCCAGUCACAGCUCCGCAGGGAACGACACGCCGCUCCCCUCGACCCUGGCCCCCCGGCAGCCUCCCGCCACCCUGGCUGGGCUGAGCAGGACCCAGUGCCUGGGUCGAGGCGGGCAGCUCCUGGGGACCAGCUGCCAGUAUGUGCCCGAUGUCACCCUCGUCUCCUUCCUGCUCUUUGGGGGCACCUUCCUCUCCUGCACCGCGCUCAAGCGCUUCAGGAGCAGCCGCUACUUCCCUGUGGGGGUGCGGAAGCUGGUGAGUGACUUCGCCAUCAUCCUGGCCAUCCUCGCCUCCUGUGCCGUCGACGCCGCCCUGGGCCUGGAGACCCCCAAGCUCCUCGUCCCCAGCGAGCUGAAGCCCACGAACCCAGCGCGGGGCUGGAUCGUCUUCCCCUUUGGAGCCAACCCAUGGUGGGUCUGCCUGGUGUCUGCGGUGCCCGCCAUCCUCGUCACCAUCCUCAUUUUCAUGGACCAGCAGAUCACGGCUGUCAUCCUUAACCGCAGGGAGUACAAGCUGCAGAAAGGAGCAGGCUUUCACCUGGACCUCCUCUGUGUCUCCCUCCUGAUGGUUGUCACCUCUGCCACCGGCCUCCCCUGGUACGUCUCAGCCACUGUCAUCUCCCUGGCGCACAUGGAGAGCCUGAGGAAGGAGAGUGCAACCUCGGCCCCCGGCGAGCACCCCGAGUUCCUGGGCAUCAGGGAGCAGAGGCUGACCGGCCUGGCCGUCUUUGUCCUGACAGGGGUCUCCGUCUUCAUGGCACCCGUUCUCAAGCACAUCCCGAUGCCGGUGCUGUACGGGGUCUUUCUGCACAUGGGGGUGGCGGCGCUGAACAGCAUCCAGCUCACAGACCGCGUGCGGCUGCUCCUGAUGCCAGCCAAGCACCAGCCAGACCUGGCCUACCUCCGCCACGUGCCCCUGCGCCGGGUACACCUCUUCACCGUCAUUCAGCUGCUGUGCCUGGCCCUGCUGUGGGUCCUCAAGUCCACCAUGGCCGCUAUUGUUUUCCCAGUGAUGCUGCUGGCGCUGGUGGGGAUCCGGAAGGGGCUGGAGCGCGUCUUCUCCCUGCACGACCUGAGCUGGCUGGACAGCCUCCUGCCCGAAACAGCCGGGAAGGAGGCAGAGGGGAAACAGCCCAGGAAGCGGAAGGAGGAGGAAAGCAACGGCGAGGAGGUAGGUGAUGUCCUGGGUGCUACGCUCUUUCACAGCCGUCCCCAGGGAUGCUUUGGUGCGGGGGCUGAGCCUGGCCUGAGCCCGCUCGCCCCAUCGGCGCCCGCAGCUCUGGCAAGACGCAUGACUGAUGUUCCAGGCGACCAAUCAGCUCUCGGGAAGUUCAGGAAGCGAGGCCGGGGGAACGGGGCGGGGCGGCGGGCUCUAACCGCCUCGGCGUGCGCUCUCAGGGCAGCAUGCUGGGAGCGCGUGACGCGAUCCGGAGUGGCGGGUGCCGCGCCCAAUAGCGCGCCGCCGUCGGCCGAGCGCGCCCAAUGGGCGCAGGCGGAGCGGCGGGUGGGCGGCGCGGCGCCCGCGGCCGGGUAG